Messenger RNA from Pteropus alecto (black flying fox), 2049 nucleotides. RefSeq names its product interleukin 23 receptor (gene IL23R). Gene Ontology annotation, molecular function: protein binding; cytokine receptor activity. The transcript has 11 exons. Bases 84 to 1967 code for a protein of 627 amino acids. The record is from RefSeq and is a predicted model, not a curated record. NCBI's taxonomy places the organism in Eukaryota, Metazoa, Chordata, Mammalia, Chiroptera, Pteropodidae. Gene Ontology annotation, cellular component: external side of plasma membrane. Gene Ontology annotation, biological process: cytokine-mediated signaling pathway.
AGGUUAGCAGCCUGGCUCUGAGGUGGAAUUAUGCGCUUCAAACGGAUUAAAAGAGAACAAAGAGCUUUUUCCUGCUUUCAGGCAUGAAUCAGGUCACAGUUCAAUGGGAUGUGAUAAUAGCUCUUUACAUAUUCUUCAAUUGGUGCCAUGGAGGAAUUACAAAUAUAAACUGCUCUGGCCGCAUCUGGGUAGAACCACCCACAAUUUUUAAGAUGGGUCUGAAUAUUUCUAUAUAUUGCCAAGCAGCAAUUAAGAACUGCCAACCAAGAAAACUUUAUUUUUAUAAAAAUGGCAUCAAAGAAAGAUUUCAGAUCACAAGGAUUAAUAAAACAACAGCUCGACUUUGGUAUAACAACUUUCUGGAACCACAUGCCUCUAUGUAUUGCACUGCUGAAUGUCCCGGAUAUUUUCAAGAGACACUGAUAUGCGGAAAAGACAUUUCUUCUGGAUAUCCACCAGAUGUUCCUGACAAGGUCAACUGUGUCAUUUAUGAGUAUUCAGGCAACAUGACUUGUACCUGGAAUACCGGGAAGCCCACCUACAUAGACACAAAGUAUGUGGUAUAUGUGAAGAGUUUAGAGACAAAAGAAGAACAACAAUAUCUCACCUCAAAUUAUAUUAACAUCUCCAUUGAUUCAUUACGAGGAGGCAAAAACUAUUUGGUUUGGGUCCAAGCUGAAAAUGUACUAGGCAUGGAGAAGUCAAAACAACUGCAAAUUCACCUGGAUGAUAUAGUGAUACCUUCUGCAUCUAUCAUUUCCAGGGCUGAGGAUAUAAAUACUACAGUGCCCAAGACAAUAAUUCAUUGGGAUAGUCAAACAAAAAUUGAAAACGUUUCCUGUGAAAUGAGAUACAAGGCUACCACAAACCAAACUUGGAACGUUAAGGAAUUUGACACCAAUUUUACAUAUACGCAACAGUCAGCAUUCUACUUGGAGCCAAACACUAAGUAUGUAUUUCAAGUGAGAUGUCAAGAAACAGGUAAAAGCUAUUGGCAGUCCUGGAGUUCACCCUUUUUCCAUAAAACACCUGAAACAAUUUCCCAGGUCACAUUGAAAUCAUUCCAACACGAUACUCAAAAUUCUGGGCUUCUUACUGCUUCCAUCAUUAAAGGACACCUUACUUCUGACGACAGGCAACAAAACUUUGGACUUUUAUUGGGAAUGGUCUUCUUUGCUGUUGUGUUGUCAAUUCUUUCUUUGAUUGGGAUAUUUAACAGAUCGUUCCGAACUGGAAUUAAAAGGAGAAUCUUAUUGCUAAUACCAAAAUGGCUUCAUGAAAACAUUCCUAAUAUGGAAAACAGUAAUGCUGCGAAAAUGCUACAGGAAAAGAGUGAAUUUAUGAAUAAUUCCAGCGAACAGGUCUUAUAUGUUGAUCCAGUGAUUGCAGAGAUAGAAAUCUUUCUCCCAGAAGAACGCAAGCCCACAGACCACAAGAAGGAGAAGAACACAGGAUCCCUGGAGACGAGAGGAUGCCUGCAAAAGUCAUUACUCACCAGUACUACGGUUGGGUAUAUUCCUGAUCUGAGCACUGGAUAUAAACCCCAGAUUUCAAAUUUUCUCACUGAGGGAAACCACCCCAGCAAUGACGAUGAAACCGUUUCCUCAACUCUCAAACCAUCAGUUGAUUCCUUAGACCUGGGAAAGAAUGCUCGGUUUGAAAACUCCGAUUUUGCUUUUUCUGUCUCAAGUGUGAAUUCGUUAAGCAACAUACUAUUUCGUGAAGAAUUAAGCCUCAUUUUAAAUCAAGGAGAAUGCAGUCCUCCAGAUAUGCAAAACUCAAUAGAGGAGGAAACCACCAUGCUUUUGGAAAAUGCUCCACCCAAUGAAACAGAACAGACCCUGCUGCCUGAUGAAUUUGUUUCCUGUUUAGGGAUUAUGAAUGAGGAAUCGCCUUGUGUUAAUCCUUAUUUUCCACAAAAUAUUUUGGAAAGCCAUUUCAGUAGGAUUUCACUCUUGGAAAAGUAGAGAGGUAUAGUCAAAAUUAAUGUGGGAAAGCUGCCUUGCAAUCUGAAGUUGGAUCUCCCCCUCAACAUAAAUUUACCUCUGC